GUGCGUCAUCUUAUUUGACAGGUCUUGUUCAUCGUCCAACCCCGAUGGCUGGCGACUGGAUGGUGAAUUGCUUUGGGCCUGGUCUCGGAGGUCAUACCUGUUCUUAUGAUCGCUCUUACAUUACGUAGCUGCGUCAACGCGGUUAGCUGGGCGCAGGAUGGAGAGCUGUUAAUUACCAGUGGGGACGAUACCAAGAUUCGAGUCUGGCGAAUGGACCCGUCAGGUUCUACUGGCGCGGACGCAUCUGGUAGCUCCGGUCUAGACCACUCGUCGAGUGUGACCGCAAACUCGGCUGAGAAAUCGUCCAAUGCUGCAAGUCAGGAAGAGUAUCCAUUCGCGUGCCAGAGUGUAAUCAACACGGGUCAUACGCAGAAUGUCUUCAACGUGCAGAUGCUUCCGUUUUCCACAAGGAUUGCGACCGUCUCUGGAGACCAGCAAGUCCGUGUGUUCGACGUGGGCGAAGCGGUGGGACACUCGCCUACGGGAAGCGAAAUGGAGUAUACCACGCGGGAGUCGUGUAUUCGCGUACUGCGCUGCCACGCUGGGCGCACGAAACGCAUCAUCACUGAGGAUAGCCCUGAUCUGUUCCUUACCGUGGCCGAGGAUGGCCAAGUACGUCAACACGAUUUGCGUACAUCACAUUCAUGUACAUCAGGCGCGUGCCCCGCACCGCUGGUGACUCUUCCACACGAGCUUUCAACAAUUGCACUUUCACCGCUUACACCGUAUCAGUUCGUUGUAGGUGGUGAAUCGCCAUAUGCGCACUUGUUCGACCGCAGGCAUGCGGGUCGUUACUUGCAUGCAGAGUGGGGCGUACCUCCUGAUGCAGACAGUGCAACAACGUGCGUCAGGAGGUUUGGACGCCGCUCACGUGCAAAGGGAGAAAGAAAGGGAUAUGAACAAAUUACUGGUGCGCGGAUGUCCGCUUGGAAUGGGCAUGAGGUGUUGUUAUCAUAUCACUCGGACGGAGUGUUUCUUUAUUCGACGCGAGACGAGCCUGAAAUUUUCGAGGACAAGCGAGGUCCACGCUCGAUCCUCACGCCUAACGCGAAGCGGAGACAGCUCAGCACGACGAAGUCGCCGUCUUCACACAGUGAACCUUUAACUGGUCCGGACGUGGAGAUGAUUUUCGAGGAUCAACUGGAAUCAAUGCUUGCAGACAAUGUAAUGAACGACAUUGAUGAUCCAUCGCAAGAAGAUGACGAAGAUGGCGACGACGAGGACGAUGACGAGGACGAGGACGAUGACGAUGACGAUGACGAUGACGAUGACGAUGACGAUGACGAUGACGAUGACGAUGACGAUGAGGGUGACCGCCUGUUCAUCCUCCAAGACACAGAUUCACAUCAGGCUGUGCCUGUGGUAUAUCCGCGUACGCGGUUUACUGGGCACUGCAAUAUCGAAACAAUCAAAGACGUGAACUUUUUAGGGCCUCAUGACGAAUUCGUAACUUCAGGGUCAGAUGAUGGCAACUUCUUCAUCUGGCGGAAGUCGACUGGGGAGCUUGUUGAUAUUCUCGAAGGCGACCAACAAGUAGUCAAUGUGAUUGAAAGCCACCCGCACUUGCCUCUGGUUGCUGUCAGUGGGAUCGAUACGACAGUCAAGUUAUUUGCCCCAGCUCGUGGAGUGCCAUCAUUCUCGAGAUGGAACGAUGCUGAAACGAUUAAAAAGACCAAUGCGCGUCGUACACUAAGGACGGAUUUGAGUGGCGGUGCGGAGCUGCAAUUCGCACGUCUCCUCCUGAACUAUGAACAGGCACUACAGAGCAUCCGAGAUGGUGGAGGGGAGCAGUCGGAGGCGCAGCUCACGCAGUGCAUAAAUCAAUGAAAGAUUUAUCUGUUGUAUGAGUAGUAUAUAUACAGUACUUACGAAUAAUUUUGGUUUCGGAGGUGGUGGACAUAUCACACACAUGAGGCCAAAGUCGUGGCUCAUUGACAAUUUGAAGUUAAGUUCUGCAACAUACAA
This is a messenger RNA of Suillus subaureus, 1965 nucleotides long. RefSeq names its product WD40-repeat-containing domain protein. The record is from RefSeq and is a predicted model, not a curated record. Gene Ontology annotation, molecular function: protein binding. Lineage: Eukaryota; Fungi; Basidiomycota; Agaricomycetes; Boletales; Suillaceae. The transcript is spliced from 9 exons. Gene Ontology annotation, cellular component: cytoplasm; Cul4-RING E3 ubiquitin ligase complex. Gene Ontology annotation, biological process: negative regulation of fatty acid biosynthetic process. Bases 106 to 1827 code for a protein of 573 amino acids.